AAGCGGGGUCUCGCGCGCGGACCGCCGGCUCUCUCUGUCUCUGGCGGAGACGGCGCGUUACAGGUAGCUAAUUGAGUUCCCACGACCAAAUGAAAAGUACGACUCUGUAAAUAAGGCGCUCGCCGCGCUUAAUGUGGCAAUAGUUGACAGCGGGCGUUAAAAAUUCGGUCACGUCAGUGCGCGGCUGUGUGGCUUUUCUACGCUGGCUGGGAACGAAGGAGGAGAGAUCAUGGAUGGACAUGGACUGGAGCAGUAGCGCGCACGGACGCCGGAGCGGAGCCGGAGGUGCUGCUGUGUGUUCAGACUCAGCGGCCCUGAGGCGAACUGCCUGCCUGGGCUCUUCGCUUCAUCACCUGGACGCUCUGAGGACAGAAUAACACCCACGAGUGAGCAGCAUGUGGUUGAGGAACCAGCAGAGGAGUAACAAAUACAUGAUUCACACACACAUGUGACAUGAUUCGCAGCGACCCUCCUCAGCCUCAGACUGAGCAUCUGUGAGCUGGGAUGUCUUGAGGCUGUCUCCCGGACCCUUUGAAGGAAGUGGCGCAGGUGCUGAUGGGAACUACUGCUCCAAUAUGAGCUUUCAUGAUGCCGGAGGGAGACGGCGCUUCGAAGAUCCAGAGUUCACCCUGCGGAUAUACCCAGGGGUUAUUGCUGAGGGCACCAUCUAUUGCCCAGUUACCGCCCGAAAGACCACCACAGCUGCUGAAGCUAUUGAUCAUGUCAUUGACAGGCUACAGUUGGACCGCACUAAGUGCUAUGUCCUUGCUGAGGUGAAGGAGUUUGGUGGGGAGGAAUGGAUACUGAACCCCACGGACUGCCCUGUGCAGCGCAUGAUGCUGUGGCCCCGUCUGGCACUGGAGAACCGUGUAGCCAGUGAGGACUACCGCUUCCUUCUGCGAGAGAAGAAUCUGGAUGGCUCCAUCCACUAUGGCAGCCUACAGAUGUGGCUGCGUGUGACGGAGGAGCGCAGGCGCAUGGUAGAGCGGGGCUUCCUGCCUCCACCAUCGCAGAAGGACUAUGAUGACUUGUGCAGCUUGCCUGACCUCAAUGAGAAGACUCUGCUGGACAACCUGCGCAGCCGCUUCAAACAGGAGAAGAUCUACACAUAUGUGGGCAACAUCCUUAUUGUUAUCAACCCUUUCAAGUUCCUUCCCAUCUAUAACCCCAAGUAUGUGAAGAUGUAUGACAACCACCAGCUUGGUAAGCUGGAGCCACACGUGUACGCUGUGGCUGACGUGGCCUACCAUGCUAUGCUUCAGCGUCGGCGCAACCAGUGCAUUGUAAUCUCUGGUGAGAGUGGCUCCGGCAAGACGCAGAGCACCAACUUCCUCAUCCAUCACCUCACUGCACUCAGCCAGAAAGGCUUUGCCAGUGGUGUAGAGCAGAUCAUCCUGGGAGCAGGACCUGUCCUUGAGGCAUUUGGAAAUGCAAAGACUGCUCACAACAACAACUCCAGUCGCUUUGGCAAGUUCAUCCAAGUGAAUUACCUGGAGAGUGGCACUGUCAGGGGAGCUUAUGUUGAGAAGUACCUUCUGGAAAAAUCGAGGCUGGUGUACCAGGAGCACAAUGAACGGAACUAUCAUGUAUUUUACUACCUGCUGGCAGGAGCAAGUGAAGAAGAGAGAAAUGCAUUUCACCUGAAGAAGCCCGAAGAGUACCAUUACCUCAAUCAAAUGACAAAGAAACACCACAGACUGCACUGGGAAAAUUACUGUGAGAGCGAGCUGGACUGCUUCAUCGUGGAAGGGGAAGACUUGAAACAUGACUUUGAACGACUGCAGCUCGCCAUGGAGAUGGUGGGGUUCCUGCCGGCAACACGCAAACAAAUUUUCUCCCUGCUGUCAGCAAUCCUUCAUUUAGGGAAUAUUCGCUACAAAAAGAAGACAUACAGGGAUGACUCCAUUGACAUCUGUAAUCACGAAGUGCUACCCACAGUAUCUGAGCUACUCGAAGUAAAGGAAGAGAUGCUGUUUGAAGCUCUGACCACAAGGAAGACUGUCACAGUGGGAGAGAGACUAAUAGUGCCCUACAGACUGGCAGAGGCUGUGACAGUGCGAGACUCCAUGGCCAAAUCCCUUUACAGCGCCCUGUUCGACUGGAUCGUGUUCAGGAUCAACCACGCACUGCUCAACAUCCGAGACCUGGAGGAAAGUGCCAAGAUGCUCUCCAUUGGAGUAUUGGACAUUUUUGGAUUUGAGGAUUAUGAGAGCAACAGCUUUGAGCAGUUCUGCAUCAACUUUGCCAAUGAGCGCCUCCAGCACUACUUCAACCAGCACAUCUUCAAGCUGGAGCAGGAGGAGUACCUGGCCGAGGGCAUCACCUGGCACAACAUAGACUACAUCGACAACAGUGGAUGCAUCAACCUUAUUAGCAAGAAGCCCACGGGCCUGCUCCACCUGCUGGAUGAGGAGUGCAACUUCCCUCAGGCCUCCAACCAGACAUUGCUGGACAAGUUCAAGAGGCAACAUGAAGGGAAUAGCUAUAUAGAAUUCCCUGCUGUCAUGGAGCCCGCCUUCAUCAUCAGGCACUACGCUGGCAAGGUCAAGUACGGAGUGAAGGACUUCAGGGAGAAGAACACGGACCACAUGAGGCCUGAUAUUGUGGCCCUGCUCAAGAGCAGCAAGAACGCCUUCAUCUGCAGCCUGAUCGGCAUUGAUCCUGUAGCCACAUUCCGCUGGGCGGUGCUGCGAGCCUACUUUCGCGCCUUAGUGGCUUUCAGAGAGUCGGGCAAGAGGUUCGCCGAGAAGAGGGCUGGGCAUGAUGGUGCUGCUCCCUGUACAGUUUUGAAAAGUGUGGAUAGUUUUAGCUUUCUGCAUCACCCUGUGCACCAGAGGAGCUUAGAGAUCCUACAGAGGUGCAAGGAGGAGAAGUACAGCAUUACCCGGAAGAGUCCCCGGAUGCCUCUGUCAGACCUGCACAGCCCUAACACAAUAAACGAGAAGCCUGCCAGGGACAGCUUUAACGUGGGCUGGAAUGGGCACUCUGGGCGACAGAGCCGGCUCUCCUCCUCGGGCUCCGGGAUAGAGGAUGAUGGUAUCUUCCUGAACUCCACCAGUAGCAAACUCCUGGAGAGAGCACAUGGCAUCCUCAUGCGGAACAAAAACUACAAGUCAAAACCCAGUCUUCCAAAGCACCUGCUGGAUGUCAAGUCUCUCAGGUACCUGAGCAGUCUGACGCUGCACGACCGCAUCACCAAGUCACUGUUGCACCUGCACAAGAAAAAGAAGCCACCCAGCAUCAGUGCCCAGUUCCAGGCUUCUCUGAAUAAGCUAAUGGAGACGCUUAGCCAGUCGGAGCCUUACUUUGUGAAAUGUAUACGCUCAAAUGCUGAGAAGCUCCCCAUGCGUUUCAAUGAUGGUCUGGUGCUGAGGCAGCUGCGCUACACAGGCAUGCUGGAGACCGUCCGCAUCUGCCAAUCAGGAUACAGCAUCAAGUACACCUUCCAGGACUUUGUUCGUCAUUUCCAUGUGCUGCUGCCCCACGGCUCAGGCGCCACACAACAAAGCAUCAGCACCUACCUGCAUCAGGUGGAUCUUGAUCGUGAUGGAUUCCAAGUGGGCUUCUCAAUGGUGUUUCUCCGAGAGGGAGCUCGCCAGCGGCUCCAGGACCUGCUCCAUCAGGAGGUUUUGUGCCGGAUUGUAGCACUACAGCGGCGCUUUCGAGCUUUAGUGGAGAGGAGACGCUUCCAAAACAUGAGGAAAGCAGCAUGCCGCAUCCAGCGGUGGUGGAGAAGGUGUCAGCAGCAGCAAGCCGAUGGGGAGGCGGAGCCUGACCAUGACCUCCGCAAGAGUGCUGCCCUAUACCUGCAGUCUGCCUGGCGGUCCUACUGGGAGCGUCGGCGAUUCCUGCUUUGGAGAGAAGCGGCCCUGGUAAUUCAGAGGAGCUGGAGAUUGUGCAGCGACCGCCGGGUUGUGGCGGCCUGCACUAUCCAGGCUGCCUGGCGUGGCUACAAAGAGAGGGACAACUAUUUGAAACUCCGAGACAGUGUGGUGCUUCUACAGGCUGCAGGAAGGGGAUACCUGGCACGAAAGCGAUUUAGAGAUUUGAAAGACUGGAGAUUAAAAGAGAAGCAGCUACAGAAUGGACUUGUGAGCCUUAUACCUGCAAAUGAGGACCAGACCAUCUCAGGUUUAGACCUCAGUUCAUGGGAGGAUCGCUUGAAUGAGGAACGGGAGAAGAGCUUGCGGAGAAGGACCACCCCCCUAGAGAACUCCCAGGAGGAAGCAAGGAGGGAGGUGAAGGCUGAUGAUGGUGCAACUGGAGAUCCAUGGGCAGUGGUGGCCGGAAAAGGGAGGCCCAAAGUGCUGGAUGAUCCCAGCCAGAAAACGCGGGCUAAACGAGAAAGCCGAAGGAAGAGAGAAUUGGAACAAGCCAAGUUUAGCCUAGAGCUUCUGAAGGUGAGAUCUACAGGCGGGACGUCGCCAUCGGAGGAGAAGCAGUGGCCUGCUGAAGUGGCAGGAGAUGACUUCCACUCGCCCCAGGGAAGUCCAGACAGCCAGAGUUCCAAGGCAAGCUUUGAACUUGUUAACACUGACGGUCACCCUAAAGACAAGCCAAACGCUGUGGAAGCAGAAGAUGACAACAUUGCUCCUGGAGUUACGGAGCAGCCAGAGAGCAGCCUAAAGUUACGAAGUCCAGCAGAUGUUCCGCUCUCAGAUGGAUUCUCCACAAAAAUCCAGACAGCUUCAUCAAGCCUAGUCCCUCUUCCUAAAAUACAAAACAACUUCCCAACUUUCUAUAUCCCUCCUCAGGAGAAAAACACCGUUUCCCCUCAGCCUACUGAAGAGUCUUUGGCCAUACAGUAUGUCGACACAGGCAAGACUCUGAAAGAAAAGGCUGAGUCUUCUCGUAGGCCUGUGGUAGUGGUGAUCAGCAUGCAAAAAGAAACCACUUUAGGUAACGGUCAGCUCAAUGCAGCUGAGCUCCAGGGCAGUUCUGCCAAGACAAGCGAGCUUUCUACCCCUGCGUUGCAAGACACCAGUCACGAGUCGAUCCUGGCAAGGCUAGAGAAACUGAACGAGGAGAAGAAAGAACGUCAGAAGCAUCAGCAGCAGCAGAAUGAAAGAGAGAUGAUGGAGCAGAUCCGCCAGCAGAAGGAGAUUCUGGAGAGGCAGCGUAAGUACUUUGCACAAUACGAGAGAGACCUGCUGGAGAAACAGCGUGGGGAGGCCCUGCUAAAGAUUGAACAAAACAGACAAGGGAGCUUGGCACAGGAGGAUGCAGGCCGAAGUGCAGAGAAGCCAGAACUUGACUCAUCAGACCUCUCAGGAACCGUUCCCAAGGGUGCAGAUGUGCAGAUGGUUGCACAUUCAAAAAUGCAAGAGAAGGGGAGCACUUUGGUUGGAGCCAAAGAUCAACCCAUCUACACCUUACAACAGGACAGCAAAGAAGGAAGGACAUUGCAAGAUGGCUGGGCACCCAAAAUGGCCAUGGAGACACGAGAGGGUGGGCUCAAAGGAAGACACAAAAAAAACCCUAUUCAGACCUUCAAUGCUGACAACCAGCCAACAAACUUCUUCUUCACACCGAAGGAUAACAAGUUUACGUUCUCCAAGUCUGAUAAGGACUUUGCCAAUCAAGAAAGAUCAAUGGUGAUGCAGAAGAAUGAAGCUGCUUCAGGCUCUAGACUCUCUAAGGGGCUAAAAGGACUUGAGGUUGCCAGACCAGGCCAUAAAAAGAGAGCCCGCAUGGCGCGGACACGCUCCGACUUCCUGACCCGAGGUUCAUACCCUGUGGGGGAGGGCGACUCGGAGGAGGAUGAGUACGAUGAAGCCCUCCCCCUACCCCCCCCGUCCCCCAGCCUGCCUCUUCAGGAGCAGGGCACCGAGGGGGGCGAGGCGCAGGCUUGUCACAGUGACUCAGAAAUGACUCUUUAUGGCCCUGAGGAACAGAAGAUGACAGUGUCAUCAGGGGACCUGGGCAAGGUGGAUUCCCUGAGGAAGCACUCACAUAUGGAUGGAAGGGUUAGAGGAAAGAUGCGCUUCUGGGGGAAGACCAAGCACAAUGAAAAGAAGGGCCCUCGAGACAAGCUAGCCAGUGUUGGGGAUCUGCCUGACGGGGACUUUGUAGACAUGGGGCUGUUCCACGGAGUGGCACCAGAGCACUCGUCACCCCCACGCAGCCCCACUCUGGCUGCCGAGCGGGGAAGAGAGAGCAAGGAGAACAAGGAGCCAUCACCUAGGGUGAAGCGGAGACGCAGUCUGAAAAUCAGCAGUGCAGCACUGGAGCCAGCACAGUGGCACAAUGACUCGCUGCACAUCCUCACUAGCGCCAGUGACCACCGGAGUAUGGAUGAGUUCCUCCUGAAGAAGAUCCAUGACCUGGACACAGAGGACAGUAAAAAAGACACUAUGGUGGACGUUGUCUUUAAAAAGGCACUCAAAGAGUUCCGCUUGAACAUUUUCAACUCUUAUUCUACCGCCUUGGCUAUGGAUGAUGGAAAAAGUAUCAGAUACAAGGACUUGUACGCACUGUUUGAGCACAUAUUGGAGAAGACUAUGCGGCAGGAGCAGCGGGACUGGAGUGAGUCUCCGGUCAAGGUUUGGGUCAAUACCUUCAAGGUCUUCCUGGAUGAAUUCAUGACCGAGUAUAAACCACUGGACAACACUGUUGGCAAGGUGCCCAAGCCAGACCGCAAAAAGAGAAGAAAGAAGGAAACCGAUAUUGUGGAGGAACACAAUGGCCACAUCUUCAAGUCAACACAGUACAGUAUCCCCACGUACUGUGAAUUCUGCUCUUCACUCAUUUGGAUGAUGGACAAAGCCUGCGUCUGCAAGUUGUGUCGCUAUGCCUGCCACAGAAAGUGCUGCUUGAAGAUGACCACCAAGUGUAGUAAAAAGUAUGAUCCUGAGCUGAGCUCCAGGCAGUUUGGUGUGGAGGUAACGCGCCUGACCAGUGACGACCGGACGGUGCCCCUGGUGGUCGAGAAGCUCAUUAACUACAUUGAGAUGCACGGCCUCUACACUGAGGGUAUCUACAGAAAGUCUGGUUCCACCAACAAGAUCAAGGAACUCAAGCAGGGACUGGACACAGAUGUUGAGAGUAUGAAUCUGGACGAGUACAACAUCCAUGUCAUCGCCAGUGUCUUCAAGCAGUGGCUCCGCGAUUUGCCAAAUCCCCUGAUGACAUUUGAGCUUUAUGAAGAAUUCCUCAGAGCCAUGGGUCUACAGGACAAGAAGGAGGUGAUACGAGGUGUGUACUCUGUCAUUGACCAGCUCAGCAGAACUCAUUUGAACACACUUGAGCGUCUGAUCUUUCAUCUGGUCAGGAUUGCCCUGCAAGAGGAAACCAAUCGAAUGUCUGCCAAUGCCCUCGCCAUUGUCUUUGCCCCCUGCAUACUACGCUGCCCUGACACUAUUGAUCCUCUGCAGAGUGUACAGGACAUCAGCAAGACCACUGCAUGUGUAGAGCUCAUCAUAGUCGAACAGAUGAACAAGUACAAGGCAAGGCUGAAGGAUAUUAGCAGCUUGGAGUUUGCGGAGAGCAAAGCCAAGAGCAGGUUGACACUGAUCCGCCGAUCAAUGAAACCCGUAUUAAUCGCUGUUAGGUUUAUGAGUAUAACCCGCAGUGCGGUCCCGGGCAAAGGCCGUCUGCGAAGAACAAGCCAUCAUCAUAUACCCUCGCCCCCAGUAAGCCCACGAUUGCCCCCAACGUCAGACACCACAGAAGAGGCAGGUGCUGAGGAGGGGACAGGUGACCCAGAUGUGUCAGAGCAGCAACAGAUGGCCAUGCAACAGGAGGAGAGGGUGCUAACUGAGCAGAUUGAGAGCCUGCAGAAGGAAAAAGAGGAACUGACCUUUGAGAUGCUGACACUAGAACCCCGGGCCUCAGACGACGAGACCUUAGAGUCUGAGGCCUCUAUUGGCACUGCGGACAGCUCCGAGAACCUUAACGUAGACUCCGAAGGAGCUACUUCAGAUUACUCCGAGAGGAGCCUGGCCCCGCCCACAACUCGGCCCAAAAAGUCUGAUGGCAAAAGCAGGAGGAUGCUAAAGCGGCAGCCUGACUCCUUGGACUCCAUUGACUCAAGUUCUACUAUUUCCACAACCUCUUCUGUCUCCUCCUCCUACCUGCACCCUACUGCCAGCACUGGCCGUCGCCUCCGCUUUCGCUCCAAGUCACCCCUGUCAGGCAUGUUCCGAUCCAGUCAGCCCAACGACAGCCUGGGCAGCCAGGGCCCAGAGCAGGAAAGUGACGAUAGGCCACAGUUCAUCAGCCAUGGCACCUUCAAUGCCGAGAAAGGCAAGCAGAGACUGAAAGCAGCCAAGUCCUCCCCACAAAAGCACAGAGAGCCCCCAGAAGGAGGAGGGCAUCAGAAAGAACCAAGCUUGUCUAAACAGAUGGUGGUGUACAGUGGCAAUGAGUUCAUGGUGUGAUGGACCCAACCUGUGGCAUGAGAGGAGGCUGGUUUAUCUCAUCGGUUCAACCAUGUCAAACUCUCUCCCCAGCUGUCCACAUCACCAGCAAGCAGAACCAUCCCAGCCCAUCACGCCCCACCCUGAGGCAGAAGGAGGGGGCUGGAAGACCUUGAUGGUAACGGCAUCUGCUGAAGACUUGUCUGUAAAGUGAUCUCUAGUGAGUGACACUGCUCUGUGUCUGAGGUCCACACCCAAGUGUCGCCGAACGAGAACGGGAAGAAGGGAGUGAAAGAUGCUGGGAAAGUGGCACAGCACGAAGGAGAGCCCCUCAACGGAGGAUAUGGCCCACGGCUCCAGGCAAAAACUAGACCACGAAGGGGUAGACCGUGGUGAAACGGAACAGACCCAUCAUUUGUAUAAAGUCCAUAAGCUGAGGCAGAAAUGCCGGUUGCUUCAAAAAAGUUGUAACAAACCAAUGAAGCCGUAUUUAUCUGUUGCUAUUAAAUAGAUUUUAAUUAUGUGGAAUAUGUAUAUCUGUAUAAAUGUAUGACAAAAAAAUUGUAUAAACCUGGAAAACCAGUUUCUACUGGGUAGUUAAAAUCUAAUGUUUAUCUGUGGCAAAUCAAGAGUAUUUCAGAGAGAAAAAUAUUGGAAAAUUUUUUUUCUUUUUUUUUCUUAAACAUUUUUUGUCAUCCAAUGAUUGUGCUGCUUUUUCUUUCUUUUGUGAGAAAAUACCAUCAUCAAAGGGACCAACUUAGCUGGUGCCUGACAGCCAGAUAUUCCCAGCUAAAUGAACGUUGAAAAUCACAGCAUUUAUUUGUGCGGUUUAGCACAAUUAAUGUAAUACCCGCAUUUCACAAAAUGCCUUUUUUCUUUGUUCCAUCAGAAUUCCUUACUUUUCAAUACAUCAGUGUUAAAGCAACCAAAUAAGGACUUGAAUUUUUUAUAUGUAUUAUGAUUGUUAUUGCUGUUAUUAUUGUUUUUGUUGUUGUUAUUGUUGCAUCUGUUUGUGUUGGUAGUGUCCAUGAGUGUAGCAGUUGAACUAUAAAGUCUACCCCCCCCCCCCCCAAAGGAUGUGGAUGUUGUCUUAGGACACACUGAAAUGGGGCAGCCCUCUAGCAUACUGGCUUUCUAGAAGCAGCGGGAUAUUCAUGGCCAUUACUGCAUGUUCUUCUGCCUGCUGACAAAUGACAUUUAUAAUCGAGCUGUAGCUGUAGUGCCAAGGUGCUGCCUACCUGCACGUUUUGUUCACUACAAGCACAUGAAGGCAGGUAACGGCACAGGGCUCAUCUAAAGCAAUGUCACCCCGUCCGCAUCUCAGUGAGUCACUGUGGCCGAUGGAGAUUAUUCUGCGUGUUUACGUCUGUGAAAUUAAGCUAAUUCAGAGUUGAAGCUAUCCUGGCAGGCGUGUCGGGACCCUUGGUUUUGCAUACAUUGCGAUCUCUGUGAGUGUGUCCACUUUACCGUCCUUUCCACUACUCGGAAAGCAUGAUUGGCGAGCCCAGUGGAUCCUCUUUAAUGUUUCUCUCAAAGCACCAACUGUGCUGCAUAGUCACCUCUGCCCUUGUACUGAAGACAUCUUCGUGUCACACUUGAGGACACACCACUCUGAGUGAUACGAUCAAAUGAGCUACCAGAAAGUGACAGAACAAGGAAACACAAGUGUUACAGCUCAAUCUGUUUCUGCUCUUAGAACUUGUCUUCCAUGGUUAAGGCUAAAGUACCUCUGCUGUGAAUAGUCCAUAUAUACUGUCAGAUAAGCAUUUUCUGUCUCUGUAUGCUGCACAUAAGCAUCCAACUCUCAAUGCCUAAUGUAAUCUAACAAUUUAAGAAUUAAAAUGUCUAUUGCUCCUGAUAGAUUUUUUUUUUUCCAAUGUCUCAUUGAAAUAAUUCCAUUGAGAUCCAGGUGUCAAGUCAACUGUAGCCUUGAAACUGACAUGUAUCUCUAUACUCAGUACAAUAUAACCUGUGCAUUGCCUUGCCCCAUGUCCUGCAGUUUAAAAAGGAUAAAGUCACAUUUUUGUAAGUUAUCGUUAAAGUUUCACGCUGUAAUUUCAUGUUCUGUGUGUUUCCAGACAUGAGUAUACAUGUAGUUAGUGUCCAUGACUGUCAGUUGACAAUGAGCACUUUAGUAGUUUGUGGUACCACCUCCAGAUUGUGUUCAGGGGCAUUUUAUGCAAAUCACUUUGACAUAUGGCCUUUAAACUGUAACACUUUGCAUAACUGAUAUUUGCUGGGUCAGUUACUAUGGUAAACUAAUUAACUAACGUUGUAUGAAA
Scleropages formosus (Asian bonytongue) is the source of this 10639-nucleotide messenger RNA. RefSeq names its product myosin IXAa (gene myo9aa). The transcript has 44 exons. Gene Ontology annotation, molecular function: GTPase activator activity; microfilament motor activity; actin filament binding. The record is from RefSeq and is a predicted model, not a curated record. Gene Ontology annotation, biological process: intracellular signal transduction; establishment of epithelial cell apical/basal polarity; positive regulation of GTPase activity. Lineage: Eukaryota; Metazoa; Chordata; Actinopteri; Osteoglossiformes; Osteoglossidae. The coding region runs from base 576 to 8378 and encodes 2600 amino acids. Gene Ontology annotation, cellular component: axonal growth cone; actin filament; myosin complex.